Molecule: messenger RNA, 977 nt
Organism: Anolis sagrei ordinatus
Lineage: Eukaryota; Metazoa; Chordata; Lepidosauria; Squamata; Anolidae
Gene: STEEP1
Product: STING1 ER exit protein 1
Biological process (GO): endoplasmic reticulum to Golgi vesicle-mediated transport; endoplasmic reticulum membrane organization
Source: RefSeq, a predicted model, not a curated record
UCGCCCUGCCUUCCUCCCCGCUCCCUCUCCGCAGCCAUGCCCAAGGUGGUCUCCCGCUCGGUGGUGUGCUCGGACACGCGCGACAGAGAGGAGUACGACGACGGGGAGAAGCCCCUCCACGUCUACUACUGCCUCUGCGGGCAGAUGGUCCUCGUCCUGGACUGCCAGCUGGAGAAGCUGCCCAUGCGCCCCAGGGACCGGUCCCGGGUGAUCGAUGCCGCCAAACACGCUCACAAGUUCUGCAACACCGAGGAAGAGGAGAACGUUUACCUGCGCAGGCCAGAAGGUAUUGAGCGGCAAUACAGGAAAAAGUGUGGAAAGUGCGGACUGCUCCUGUUCUACCAGCACCAGCAGAAGAAUGCUCCGGUCACCUUCAUUGUGGAUGGGGCUGUGGUCAAGUUUGGGCAAGGCUUCGGCAAAACCAACAUCUACACCCAGAAGCAAGAGCCCCCCAAGAAGGUGAUGAUGACGAAACGAACCAAGGAUAUGGGCAAGUUCAGCUCAGUGACUGUUUCCACGAUUGACGAGGAAGAGGAAGAGAUCGAAGCGCGAGAAAUUGCAGACUCGUAUGCGCAGAACGCCAAAGUGAUUGAGAAGCAGCUCGAGCGGAAGGGCAUGAGCAAAAGGCGGCUGCAGGAGCUGGCUGAGCUGGAAGCAAAGAAGGCCAAAAUGAAAGGCACCCUGAUCGACAACCAGUUCAAAUGAGAAGCGGAGUCACUCCUAUUUGAAAGUGUUGUGAUUGUACAUGGAUAUGCCUUUCAACAUCCGGGCGCAUCCACUGCAAGGCGAUUGCCUGACAGAGUUUGUAUUUUAUCUAUGCAGACUUGUUUGAGUCUUAAGAAAUAGGGCUUCCUUUAUUUCCUUGGGUCGGUUGGGCUGCGUUCCUUUUUUGUAUAUUUUCGUGUAAACAUAACAUUUGUCUUGCUAGGAGGGAAACAAAAGUUUGCAGAAAAAUAAAUAAAUCCCUGUUAAAGGUU